Candida albicans SC5314 is the source of this 792-nucleotide messenger RNA. It is a transcript of the gene SLP2, whose product is annotated as Slp2p. NCBI's taxonomy places the organism in Eukaryota, Fungi, Ascomycota, Pichiomycetes, Serinales, Debaryomycetaceae. The transcript has a single exon. The coding region runs from base 1 to 792 and encodes 263 amino acids. Gene Ontology annotation, cellular component: membrane. The record is from RefSeq and is a predicted model, not a curated record.
AUGUUAUCACAAAUAAUAUCUAAACCAAAUGUUUAUCGUCAAUCAGGACAUGUUUUCUACCGUCAAUUUACAAAUCGUGGACCUUUGUCGUUAUUAAGUUCAACCACUCCUACCACACCUACUACUACUCCUCCACCACCGCCACCUCCAUCUCCACCUCGUUCUUCAUCAUCAGUACAACCUACUUCUUCUACUUCAAGUAGUAUCGCCACUUCAAUUUUCCCUUCAACAACAACAUCAACUAGUACUAUUACCCCACCAACAUUUUUCCAAACCAAACCAUUACCAACCAAUACUAUUAUUAAAUUUGUACCACAAGAAGAAGCUUGGAUAGUAGAAAGAAUGGGUAAGUUCCAUCGUAUUUUGCCUCCUGGAUUAGCUAUUUUAGCCCCUAUAAUUGAUAAAAUCAGUUAUGUUCAAAAUUUAAAAGAAAUGGCAUUAGAAUUACCAUUACAAAAUGCUAUUACAUUAGAUAAUGUGAAAAUUAAAUUAAAUGGAAUAAUAUAUAUUAAAAUCAUUGAUCCAUAUAAAGCAAGUUAUGGAAUUGACGAUUAUAAAUAUUCUAUAUUAAAAUUAAUUGAAUCAAGAUUAAAUUUACAAAUUGGUAAAUUAGAAUUAUCGAAAAUUUUGAAAAAUCGGGAAUUAUUAAAUGAUUUAAUUGUUAAAAUUAUUAAUGAAGCAGCAAUGGAAAAUUGGGGGAUUGAAUGUAUUAGAUUUGAAAUUAAAGAUAUUAUCCCACCACAAAAUGUUGUGGAUAAUUAUAUUGAUAAAUUUAUCAAUUUACAAAAAUAA